AUCUUAAUGCAAAAACACUUUAAUAGACUCUAGACUUUAAUGGUCUGAAUUUAAACCAGUCUCUCGCCGCCUUUCUUCUGCCCUUUGUUCGGCGCUGCUGCAAGCCUGCAAAUAGUAUUUAUCAUCACUCUUUAAUUUGAUCUCAGAAGAAGACAGUGAUAUCAAUUAAUUCAUUCGUUAUUCUCUCUUCUGGGUUUUGGUUAUAAAUAAAUUCCGGCUGAGAGAGAUCUGGGUUGAGUUCGAGAAGUGAUUUUAGAAAAUCUAAAGACUUCACCUUUUUCAACUGGGUGAUUAAUCGACUACAAUGUUGGCUCAGAAGCAACAAUCAGAGGAAGCUAUAGUUUCUCAUUUCAACAACGAGACUGAACAUGACGGCGUAAAAGACGACGAGAAGCUGCCGGAAAACGGUUCUCUUUUCAGUGUCAAGAAUUUACUCUGGCAUGGUGGUUCUGUUUGGGAUGCCUGGUUCAGCUGUUCUUCCAAUCAAGUUGCUCAAGUUCUGUUAACUUUGCCUUAUUCAUUUUCUCAAUUGGGUUUGGCAUCAGGGAUUGCUCUUCAGAUAUUCUAUGGUUUGAUUGGAAGUUGGACAGCUUAUCUUAUAAGUGUUCUGUACAUUGAGUAUCGAACUAGGAAAGAAAAGGAGAAUGUUAAUUUCAAGAACCAUGUUAUCCAGUGGUUUGAAGUUCUUGAUGGAUUGUUGGGUCCAUAUUGGAAGGCUAUAGGUUUGGCAUUCAACUGUACUUUUCUUCUGUUUGGAUCUGUGAUCCAACUCAUAGCUUGUGCAAGUAACAUAUAUUACAUAAAUGAUCGGCUUGAUAAAAGGACAUGGACAUAUAUAUUUGGAGCUUGUUGUGCCACAACUGUCUUCGUUCCUUCAUUUCACAACUACCGGAUUUGGUCUUUUCUAGGACUUGGAAUGACUACUUAUACCGCCUGGUAUUUGACCAUCGCUGCUUUUCUUCACGGCCAGGAUAAAGGAGUGAUGCAUACUGCUCCGACGAAACUUGUCUUAUAUUUCACCGGCGCCACCAAUAUUCUUUACACCUUCGGUGGCCACGCUGUCACUGUAGAAAUUAUGCAUUCAAUGUGGAAGCCUCAAAAGUUCAAGUAUAUAUACUUAUUGGCUACACUUUAUGUGUUCACAUUAACCUUGCCCUCGGCCUCCGCCAUGUACUGGGCUUUUGGCGAUAAUCUUUUAAGUCAUGCCAAUGCUUUCGCGGUUCUCCCAAAGACGAGGUGGAGAGAUGCUGCCGUUAUCCUAAUGCUCAUUCAUCAGUUCAUUACAUUUGGAUUUGCUUGCACUCCAUUAUACUUUGUAUGGGAAAAGGUAAUAGGAAUGCACGACACGAAAAGCAUAUGUUUGAGGGCUUUAGCGAGACUGCCUGUGGUUAUACCGAUAUGGUUUUUCGCAAUUAUUUUCCCUUUCUUUGGUCCAAUUAAUUCGGCUGUUGGAGCUCUCUUGGUUACUUUCACAGUUUACAUCAUUCCUUCUGUUGCCCAUAUGCUAGUCUACAGGAAAGCAUCUGCUCGCAAGAAUGCCGCAGAGAAACCUCCAUUCUUCAUGCCAAGUUGGACUGCCAUGUAUUGCUUGAACAUGUUCAUAGUGGUUUGGGUUUUAGUUGUGGGGUUCGGGUUUGGUGGUUGGGCUAGCUUGACCAACUUCGUUAGACAAGUCGACACUUUCGGUCUAUUUGCAAAAUGCUACCAAUGCAAGCCGCCUACUCCUCUUCCGAAACAUUGAUGAUCUUCGAUCGAAUAUUGAUGGCAUUUUGUAUCAUAGAAUGAGGAUGAUGAAUUGAUGAUCGAUGUUAUUACAUUAGUAAUUAAUUAAGGAAUGCAUGCAUGUGUGUUUUGGAUUUGCUUUUUAGUUUUUAUUUUUUUGAGUAAAGUUUACUAGAUUUAUAAUUAAUUUUUAAAAAAAGAUGGAGUGGUGGAUUAUGAUCUCUUAAUAGGGUCAAUCUGUUGUUAUGUUCAGCAUUUAGGGUUCUAUUUAAAAUGAAUAGUGUUCGAU
Messenger RNA from Impatiens glandulifera, 2011 nucleotides. Its product is annotated as auxin transporter-like protein 2. Lineage: Eukaryota; Viridiplantae; Streptophyta; Magnoliopsida; Ericales; Balsaminaceae. The record is from RefSeq and is a predicted model, not a curated record. The transcript is spliced from 9 exons. Gene Ontology annotation, cellular component: plasma membrane. Bases 305 to 1741 code for a protein of 478 amino acids.